Messenger RNA from Pleurotus ostreatus (oyster mushroom), 1752 nucleotides. RefSeq lists its product as uncharacterized. Gene Ontology annotation, molecular function: metallocarboxypeptidase activity. Gene Ontology annotation, cellular component: fungal-type vacuole lumen. The record is from RefSeq and is a predicted model, not a curated record. NCBI's taxonomy places the organism in Eukaryota, Fungi, Basidiomycota, Agaricomycetes, Agaricales, Pleurotaceae. The coding region runs from base 1 to 1752 and encodes 583 amino acids. The transcript is spliced from 13 exons.
AUGUCUGCCGAAAAGUUGAUAAGCAAAGGAGGGGAUUUGCCUGCUCCUCUGGUGGCUAGUCGGGCGAAGCCUUCCCGGCCUUGGCGUCGUCUAUUGGUGUUCACAGUAGCUUGCGGUUACGCACUCUUAUCCGCGACGCGCCGGGAGAUCUUUCCAUUGAAGCACUGCUGCGACGAAGACUUGUGUUUCCAAGCAAAUGAACUCACUCCAGAUAAGCAUGGUGAUCUAUGGGCAGACAUAGGAUCCACCAUUAGCACAGACGCAUUCAAGACCAAGGCAAUUGACUGGUUAGCAGGAGCUGUCCGCGUCCCUACGGAGUCGUACGAUAAGAUGGACCCCGUUGGCGUCGAUCCACGCUGGGAGGCCUUUGCACCUUUCCACAGUUAUCUACUUUCUGCUUUCCCUUUGGUUCACUCUACGCUUGCCCUGACGAAAGUCAAUACAUACGGAUUGUGGUACGAAUGGGUGGGUUCUGACGCGUCAUUGAAACCGCUUUUACUUGCUGCGCAUCAAGAUGUUGUCCCCGUGGAUCCAACCACUGUCGAUCAAUGGGAGCAUCCUCCAUACUCUGGUUUUUUUGAUGGUCAACGGGUUUGGGGCCGAGGCAGUAGCGACGAUAAGAGUGGGCUGAUCGGUAUCUUGUCCACAAUCGAAACCCUCCUUGCGAAGGGGUUCAAACCCACCCGUACGGUAGUGCUCGCAUUUGGUUUUGAUGAAGAGGCUAGCGGAGUUCACGGAGCCGGUCAUCUUGGUAAAGCUCUCACUGAGCAUUACGGUGAAGGCUCGAUCGCAAUGGUUGUAGAUGAAGGAGCUGGCUUUAUGGAGAACUUUGGCACCAUUUUCGCCACACCCGGAAUUGCCGAGAAAGGUUACUUGGAUGUCAGAGUUGACGUGACCUCCGCGGGCGGUCAUUCUUCGAUUCCACCUAAACAUACCAGCAUUGGUAUACUCGCUGCCUUACUGGUUGAAUACGAAUCGAAUCCGUACGACGUCCACAUCGACCCGCAUUCACCUAUUUUCGGCACUCUCUCUUGCUAUGCCGAGCACGCCAAGGAGCUUCCUUCCAACCUUCGUAAGGCAAUCAAGCAAGCACCUCACUCCAAGAAGGCCAUGCGUAGCCUGGAGAAAGUGAUUUUAGCGGACAAGAUCUAUAGAAGCCUCAUAGGCACCACUCAAGCUAUCACUUUGACUCAAGGGGGUGUCAAGUCCAAUGCCCUACCUGAGCAAGCUUGGGCGGUCGUGAACCAUCGUAUCGCAACAGAGAGCUCGGUCGCGGCCACGAUGAAGCAUGACACGCAGUUGCUCAAAUCUCUGUCAAAGAAAUUCAAUCUCACUUACACCAGCUUUGGGGCGAAAUUGUCUGAAAAGGACUCACCAUCUAGCGGGACGCUUACUCUCAGCGACGCAUGGGGUACCGCGUUGGAACCAGCGCCCAUAACUCCUACAGGGCGGGACGCAGCGCCGUAUGCCCUUCUCUCUGGGACCAUCAAGGCUACCUUCAACUCCCACCGAUCUCUCCAGGGCGACAACAUCGCCAUGAGCCCAGGCAUCAUGUCCGGAAACACAGGCGAAUAUUAUUGGAAGCUUUCUGACCACAUAUUCCGGUAUAAUCAUCACAAUCAAGGAAACAGCAGCAAUGUGCUUGGCGGCGUGCACACUGUAAACGAAUCUCUCGAUGUGGAUGCAUUCCUGGAGAUGAUUAGGUUCUUCACCACAUUGAUCCUCAACGCGGACGAGAGUGUUACACUAUAA